GUCACGAUAACGUCGUUCAUCCAGCCUAUAUAAGCAGCAGAAAGUUUUUCAAACCUGCACCAAAACAUCAAGUCAGCCUCUGCAGAGCCAGACCACAUCAGAGAAUCCACCGCUUUUCCUGCGCGUAAAAAGAGUCUAGAGACGGUUCCAGACAUGGAGAGGUCAGUCCGUUUUGCUGUGGUGUGCGUCGGUGUGUCUCUGCUCAUCUCAUGCCAUCCCGUCGAAGCCUGGUACAAGCAGUCCACCGGGCCCAGCUACUACUCAGUGGGCCGCGCCUCCGGUUUACUGUCCGGCAUCAGGAGGUCGCCGUACGUCCGGAGGUCCGAGUCCGAAGAGACGCUGAUGGAAAGCGGAGAGACGGCAGGAAACAGCGUGAUCCCAGAGGGUAACAAGCAGAUCUCCAUCCUCAAAAACAUGGCCAUCUGCGUAAAGGACAUCUCUCCAAACCUGAAGAGCUGCGAGCUGCUGCGGGACGGGACGGGCACAUUCCAGUGCAAAGCGGACGUCUUCCUCACCCUGGACUCCCUGGACUGUCUGUCCGCAUGAGUCCCGCUCGGACCAGCGGGGACGGUCCCGGUCCUCCACAGAUCCCCGAUCUGGAAAAGAAGAUGAGGGAGGAGUGAGGGAUGGAUGCGCCAGUGGGUUUGGGAGGAAACCCCGAUCACUGUCGAUGGUGGACCACUGCAGACUCUGAAUGUUCUUAUUUAAAACACAAACAUUAUUUUUGCUUUGGUUGUAGACAGGAAUAGAAAAGAAAAAAAAAAA
Molecule: messenger RNA, 765 nt
Organism: Sphaeramia orbicularis (orbiculate cardinalfish)
Lineage: Eukaryota; Metazoa; Chordata; Actinopteri; Kurtiformes; Apogonidae
Gene: npb
Product: neuropeptide B
Exons: 2
Coding region: 154-546 (130 amino acids)
Biological process (GO): feeding behavior; G protein-coupled receptor signaling pathway
Molecular function (GO): G protein-coupled receptor binding
Source: RefSeq, a predicted model, not a curated record